Molecule: messenger RNA, 1274 nt
Organism: Melanotaenia boesemani (Boeseman's rainbowfish)
Lineage: Eukaryota; Metazoa; Chordata; Actinopteri; Atheriniformes; Melanotaeniidae
Gene: rpl4
Product: ribosomal protein L4
Exons: 10
Coding region: 101-1210 (369 amino acids)
Biological process (GO): translation
Cellular component (GO): cytosolic large ribosomal subunit; ribosome
Molecular function (GO): RNA binding; structural constituent of ribosome
Source: RefSeq, a predicted model, not a curated record
GGCAUAAAGUGUUACGGGUGACCCACCAACUUCCUUUUCACUGUGGCCGCCAUAGCGUGUGGAGCGUGGUUCCCGGCGAGCCGAAAACUAAACACCGAAAAUGGCCUGUGCCCGACCCCUGAUCUCGGUUUACUCCGAGAAAGGAGAAUCCUCAGGCAAAAAUGUAGUAAUGCCAGCUGUGUUCAAGGCCCCAAUACGCCCUGAUGUUGUGAAUUUUGUGCACACCAACAUGCGCAAGAACAGUCGCCAGCCAUAUGCAGUCAGCGAGCUGGCAGGUCACCAGACAAGUGCAGAGUCUUGGGGAACAGGAAGAGCUGUGGCCCGUAUUCCUCGUGUGAGAGGUGGCGGUACUCACCGCUCUGGCCAGGGUGCCUUUGGAAAUAUGUGUCGUGGUGGUCGCAUGUUUGCCCCGACUAAAACUUGGCGCCGUUGGCACCGCAGGAUCAACACACCCCAGAAGCGUUAUGCAAUCUGCUCUGCCCUGGCUGCCUCGGCUAUUCCUGCUCUUGUGAUGUCCAAGGGACACCGCAUUGAGGAAAUCCCUGAGGUCCCAUUGGUUGUUGAAGAUAAAGUUGAGGGGUACAAGAGGACCAAGGAAGCAGUGCUUCUGCUGAAGAAGCUUAAAGCCUGGAAUGACAUCAAAAAGGUCUAUGCCUCUCAGCGCAUGCGUGCUGGUAAGGGUAAGAUGAGGAAUCGUAGACGCAUCCAGCGUAAAGGUCCGUGCAUUGUCUACAACCAGGAUGCCGGUCUAACCAAAGCUUUCAGGAAUAUUCCAGGCAUCACUCUUCAGAACGUGAACAAACUGAACCUCCUGAGGCUCGCUCCUGGUGGUCAUGUUGGGCGGUUCUGUAUCUGGACAGAAAGUGCUUUCCGUAAGCUGGAUGAACUGUACGGCACCUGGCGUAAACCUGCCACCAUGAAGGUGGGCUACAACCUUCCAAUGCACAAGAUGACAAACACAGACCUGAGCAGGAUUUUGAAGAGUGAGGAGAUCCAGAAAGCACUUCGUGCACCCAACAAGAAGAUCAACCGCAGGGUACUGAAGAAGAAUCCUCUGAAGAAUUUGAAGAUAAUGCUCAAGCUGAACCCUUAUGCCAAGACAGCAAGACGUCUUGCCAUCCUGAAACACGACCCUGCUAUCAAGGCCAAGAUGCUGAAACCCAAGAAAAGGCCUGUAAAGAAGGGAGCACCUGCUAAACCCAAGGCAUAAAUCUAUAUGUCGAAGUUGUAAAUCAGUACAAAGACUGGAUUUCAAUAAAAGUUCUUUCAAAUGA